Messenger RNA from Triticum dicoccoides, 1785 nucleotides. RefSeq names its product coatomer subunit delta-3-like. NCBI's taxonomy places the organism in Eukaryota, Viridiplantae, Streptophyta, Magnoliopsida, Poales, Poaceae. The coding region runs from base 247 to 1398 and encodes 383 amino acids. The record is from RefSeq and is a predicted model, not a curated record. The transcript has 8 exons.
AUGCAGAUCUGGGCCUGCUGAGUCAAACAUCGACUGAAAGUCAGACGGCCAACGCACACGCUGCUUCAGUUAGAUGUGCAACUUCAGUGCAUGGAGGAGCUGCACGGCCGUUCCUGUUUUCAUUUCAGAUGACCGUGGGCGUUUCCAACGAAGAAAAAAAGAAAAAAAAACCCAGAAUGCAAAGGGAGUCAUUUCGCUGUUUCGAUCCAUUGGGUGGGAAUUACGCACUGGGCCUCAGAAAUCCACAUGGGCUCGUUUGCUGGAGAUGGCCCAACCUCCCCUAUUGUCCACGGGACAAAUAGGAGGAUCCAGAGCCUUCCAGACUCGAGGGGACUCGGCAGAGACGACGGAGAGGCAGGACGUGAGGCGAGUCCACCUCUACGCCCCCCCGCCGCCGCCGACGCCGACGACGACGACUCCACGCGCCGGCCCCCCUCCACGCGCCUCCGCCUCCAGGAGCACGUGUGGUCUCCUUCAAUGGAGAUGGCUGGUUGCAGCUUGAGUAAAGUACAAAUGGAGGUGGAUGACAAAAGCCCCAAAGAACAUGAUACUAUCAAAAUCUUCCUCGAGGAAGAAAUGGAGACUGAGGUGGAAGCUUUUUCUGGUUUUAUCAUUGGUUCGUAUCUCCGUGGGAAGAUGACAGUGAGCUUUCCGCCCAAUUCUGACCGUUUUGUACAAUUUGAGCUGGGGAAGCUGUUUGACCUUAAACUCGAAUCGCAUCCUUUCAUUGAUAAAGAUCUCUUGAGGAACAUGUGGUAUGUGAAGCCUAAAUCCCCGGAGCGACCCUUUCGCACUGGACCUGAUGAUGUUCUUGAUUCUUGUCAUUCUAUUUUCUAUACAGUUGGAGCGGACAUAAAGCUAAAUGUCACAGGUCCUGACCACAGUAUGGUUAGUGUGAGCUACAGAUAUCCAGGUGAAUCCCCACUACAGGACUUGGUGAUAACUGUUCCUUUUCCUCGUGUUGACGAGUCUGGCCGGCCAAGGCGUGUGGUUAAAACCUACAUUUGGCACAAUGUUGGGACGCAUGUUGAGAACGCUGACUGCAUUGAGUGGCACCUUGGCUCUGUUAACGACAGCAAUCCCAGAGGUGAUUUCUCUGUGGAUUACUAUUACGAUGGUGGGACUUACGAUAUGGAGCAAUUUUUCCCAAUCAAUGCCAGUUUCACUUAUACCAACUGCCGCGCCUUAGAGGUUAAAAGAGCAAGGGGACCAGACGGCCUGCUGGACUUUGUGAAGAGCAAAGCUGGCCACGGGCGCUGCACCGUUCAUGAUUCCCGUGUGAUGCAACGCCGUGUUGCUGAGGCAAGACAGCGGGCCGCUGAGGCUGAAGCUUCUGCUUUAGCUUGGCAGGACCAACCAUGGGAUGAUGAAGGUGGAAAUGUCUGGGAGGUCUAUUGAUCAGGUUGUUGUGAACAUGGUUUUUGCACUUUUGCCUCAGACCUUCUUGCUCUGCUUGGCAAGAACUCCCUUGGAAGAUGAAGAUAGAAACUUCUGGGAUGUAUAUUGAUCAGAUUGUUGUGAUCAGGUUUCUUGCACUUCAGCCUCGUACCUUCCUGCACUUAGUUCGCCUACGAUGGUUCACUACUUGUACUGCGAUGGCUUCAUUUCUCCCUGAACUAUCAUCGUUUGGAUAUGUAGUCCUAGACUAAAUUGCGUUUACGCUAGGCAGGUGCUCUGUUGUCCUUGACUUGUGAUGUAAGGUGGUUCAAGCACUUGGUUUCGGUUCUGUAAUACAUAAUGAACCCGUGGAUGCCCUUUUCUUAACAGCGGUGUACCUCGUACCAA